Cololabis saira (Pacific saury) is the source of this 5719-nucleotide messenger RNA. RefSeq names its product discs, large (Drosophila) homolog-associated protein 1b (gene dlgap1b). Gene Ontology annotation, biological process: signaling. The transcript has 12 exons. Bases 320 to 3364 code for a protein of 1014 amino acids. Gene Ontology annotation, molecular function: molecular adaptor activity. The record is from RefSeq and is a predicted model, not a curated record. Gene Ontology annotation, cellular component: postsynaptic specialization; glutamatergic synapse. NCBI's taxonomy places the organism in Eukaryota, Metazoa, Chordata, Actinopteri, Beloniformes, Belonidae.
CGGAGAGAUACAGGAAGAUACUACAAUCUGUGGGACUUUACCAUCCAAGUGACGUCCUGUGAUCAAUCCCGACUCCGAUAUUUAUAAAGGAAAGACGCAUUUCCAGCGGAAUUGCAGGAUUAAUCCCGACGCGACUGUUGGCCGCUCGGUCUUCUCUGUUGACAAGGUGGAGAAAUGUGCACACACAGACGACAAGGAGUGUGGAAUUGAACCCGGGAUAGAAAAGAUGCCGAAGAUGAAACAAUAAAGUAGAUCUACCUUUGGGGCCUGUGCGGACCUUCUGCGGCGAUAGUUGGCUGUGCACAUUCAUCCGGCCACAAUGACAAUGAAAGGCCUCUCCACCAGCCGCAGUCACCACACAGUGACCUGCGACCCCUCUUAUGACUCUAUGACCCUGGGACACUCUGACCGUCGGUCCUACUUUCACAACACAGGAGAUGCUCAUGCUUCGGACCACCCCUGCUACACCCAGAGGAACUUCUAUCAGUCUGAGUGCAACGCCUAUCCGGAUCUGGCUAGCUGCACCUUCCCUCGCAGGCACUACAGCUCCCACCACGAGCUGAAGGAGGAGUGCGGCGCUCUGGUGCCUUACACGGGGCCGACGGGGAGCAGCAAGGGAAGCGGAGGCAACAACAGCCGCAUCUCCUCUAACUUGCUGGAGCAGUUUGACAGCCAGGCGCCGCUGCAGCGUGAAGGUUAUCACACACUCCAGUACAAGCGCACCGCCGUGGAGCACCAGCGCAGCGACAGCCCCGGUCGAAUUCGCCACCUUGUUCACUCCGUCCAGAAGCUUUUCACUAAAUCGCACUCUCUCGAGGGGCCCUCGGGGUCUGGCGGAGGGGGGAGCGGAAGGAUGAAUGGCAGCAAAUCCAGUCCGGACGAUCCCCCCUCGUGCUCCGGCACCCUGAAGCACAGCAAGCGCAGCAAGAGCAAAGACCGCUCCAAGUCAGAGCCCAAAAUGCGCUCCGCCAUAUCAGGCUACUGGAGCUCAGACGACACUCUUGACAGGGAGGUGUGUCUUUACCAUCACCAACAGGGGAACAGUGGAACGAUGCCCUCCGGGGUCAUGACUAUGGGGCGCCACCCAGAUAAAUCGCAGUCGCAAUAUUUCAUGGAGUCAUACAACACCAUCAGCGCCCAGUCUCUGAAAACAUCACGCAGCAACAAUGAUGUGAAGUGCUCAACGUGCUCCGGUGGCAGCAGCGGAGGGCUGCCGCUGAUGAGUACUCUCGAUGGCCAGCUUCAGCUCAAGAAGAGCUCAUGGUCGUCCACUCUGACUGUGAGCAGAGCGAGAGAGGUGUACCAGAAGGCCUCAGUUAAUCUCGACAAAGCCCUUGUGAAAGCUGAGCAGGGACGCACUUGCCAUUUCCUUCAGGUACCUCAGGACGACUGGAGUGGUUUUUCGCCGCUGGGGAAAGAUGAUGAGAUUCCAUGCCGGCGAAUGCGCAGUGGCAGCUACAUCAAGGCCAUGGCGGAGGAAGAUAGUGGCGACUCUGACUGCAGUCCAAAACCCUCGCCCAAGGUUCAGGCACGACGGGCCAGCUACCUGAAAGCCACGCAGCCGUCUCUCACCGAGAUGACCACACUCAAGAUUUCCACAGAGCACUCACCCAAGCUGCAGAUCCGGAGUCACAGCUAUCUGCGGGCGGUGAGUGAGGUUUCCAUCAAUAGGAGCCUGGACAGCUUGGACCCGGCGGGGCUGCUGGCCUCGCCAAAAUUCCGCUCCCGAAACGAGAGCUACAUGAGAGCGAUGAGCACCAUCAGCCAGGUGAGUGAAGUGGAGGUGAACGGGCAGAUUGAGGCGGUGUGCGAGUCGGUGUUCAGUGAGAUGGAGUCGCAGGCGGUGGAUGCCUUGGAUCUGCCCGUGCCCAGUUGUUUCCGCAUGCGGAGCCACAGCUACGUUCGUGCCAUAGAGAAGGGCUGCUCGCAGGAAGACGACGAGGGACACGUUACCGCGAGCAACAGGAGAAGCAACUCUCCCCCGCGCACCAACACAACUGUCAGAACCAUCCAGAGCAGCACAGUGUCGUCAUGCAUCACCACCUACAAGAAAACACCUCCCCCUGUCCCUCCACGAACAACCCCGUCCAAACCCUUCAUCUCCAUCACGGCCCAGAGCAGCACGGAGUCGGCCCAGGAUGCGUACAUGGACGGCGGCCCCGGCCAGCGAGCGGGCAUCAGCUCCCAGCCGGGGCUGUCCAACUCCACGGAGAGCAUCGACAGCAUGAAGGCCCUGACGGCGGCCAUAGAGGCGGCUAACGCUCAGGUGCACGGCCCCGCCAGCCAACACGUCACCAAUAGCACCAUCACCAUCACCGCCACGGCCACCGCGUCCACCGUCGCCGUCACCGAAGACAGCAAGGCCCAGAGAGAAGCGCUUCGCAAGUGCCUCUCCAUAGGGAUUCAGGUCGACCCGGAGGAAGAAGGUUCGACAGAGGAGCAGUCGAAAUUCCAGUCGAUUGGAAUUCAGGUGGAGGAUGAGCGAUGCUACCGUAGGAUGACCCGCUCCAACAGCGUCACCACGGCUGUGCAGGCAGACCUCGAUGACCCGUCCGACGUCCCGGCGCUGCCGCCGCGUCACUGCGCCACCAUGCCGCGCCAGCACUCCCGCGACGCUGCCACCUCCACCGUGAGCAUCCAGGGCUCCGGUAACCACUACCACGCCUGCGCCGGAGACGACUACGGAGACGUGGGGUUCGACCCGUCCAUCCUGCCUCCUCCGGACCCCUGGAUGGACAGCGCGCCGGAGCCCGAGGUGGCGGCUUUGGAGGUUAUCGGCCGAUCGGUGUGCCCCCGUGACGGCCGCUGGUUCCUGAAGCUGCUGCAGGCCGAGACGGAGCGCAUGGAGGGCUGGUGCAGACGGAUGGAGCAGGAUGAGAUGGAGAAUGAGCUGCACGAAGAGAUCCUGGGGAAGAUCCGCAGUGCAGUGGGGAGUGCCCAGCUGCUGAUGUCCCAGAAGUUCCAGCAGUUCCGGGCGCUGUGUGAGGAGAAUCUGAACCCCAACGCCCACCCGCGGCCCGUCUCCCAGGACCUGGCAGGUUUCUGGGACAUGCUCCAGCUGUCCAUUGAGAACAUUAGCCUGAAGUUUGAUGAACUCCACCAACUCAAAGCCAACAACUGGAAACCUCUGACUCCCCCGGAAAUUCAGGAGAGAAGGAUGCCCCCUCCUGUGCCAAAGAAGCCCCAGAAGGGCCAUGCCCCCCUGGCUAGGGACCGCUCACUGGAGAGCUCUGAGCGCCAGCGUCUGGAGGCUCGCAAGCGCCUGCUGGCCGCCAAACGUGCCGCGUCGGUGCGCCAGAGCUCUGCAACCGAGAGCGCAGACAGUAUCGAGAUCUAUAUUCCUGAGGCUCAGACAAGACUAUGAAACACUCAGACACACACACACACACACACACACCUUCACGUGGUAAAUAUUGUACGCUGUCCCAUAAACACAGUAGCACUGAAAGUAAAAGGCUAGGGUGCUAACGUAACAUCAUCACAUUGGUUUUUGGGUUGUUUAUUUUUUAUUUUUUUGUAGACCUUCCAGAUCACUGUGUAGGGUCGCUCACUGUGGGAGCUAUUUUGAAAAAGAAAUGUAAAUUUGCAGUAUUUAUUUAUUUAUUUAUUUAAUUAAAUGUCUCCCCUCAACCCCAUAUCCUUCAACCAGCUUUGAUGUAGCAGUCCCCCCUUUCCCUCGUUCCUACACCAGUUCCCGUAUCCAGAACAAGUAUCUCAAGAUGCCCCCUUGUUUUUUUUUAUUUUUAAAGUGACCUGAUCUUACAAUUUAAGCCUGGUGUAGUGCAGCAGAAGCUCCACAAAAGAACUGGCAUCACAGUCUAAAAGUGCUCCAAUCUCACAGGUUGAUAUAUCUAAUAACCGGAUAUUACAGGUUAGAUGUUAGUGUCAGCUGGCGGCGCAGUUAGCCCGCCCGUCCAAAAACGGCUGUUUCCAGUGUCACGAGGUCGGGAAGUUUGAUGUUUCUCCUCCACAUGAGGCAGAAAGCAGUGAGCCAGCAGUCGAUUGUGGGUCUCUGUAAAGACCGGAUCACAGAUCAACAAUGCCACAAACCUAAUCUGUGUGGGUUUUCUUUUGUUUGGUUGUUGUUUUUUUUUUGUGUGUGUGUGCGUGUGUGACAGAGUGUGUGUUCUGCAUGUGUGCGCUUUGAUUCACAUUUCAAAAGUGCUUCCUAUUUUUCUAGGUCCAGAGGGUCCUAGCGUUAACGUACCAGUACGGUAGCAGAUCAUCAAACUGUAAACCAAUCUUAACCUGUCUCAGUUUAAAACCAUAAACCAUGUUUGUAUAAAGGACCUUACACUACUUUAAUGACACGACUUGCAUGCAGACACAUAUUUUUUGUCUUUUCUAACACAUUUAUUCCAGUCAAACUCCUCUGUGUAACAGACUAAGCUGAAAUACUGAUAUUUGGUAAAAUACUGCUAGUGGAACUAUAUUUUAUUAUGUAAUUUUUAGCCAUGAAAGGUUUCUUGGCAGUAUUGAGACUACAAGACUGAAAAGGGACUAUUUCUCCUCACUGUGUGUGCACUAUCUCUGCCUCCAAAUGAAGCAAUUACUGAAGGUCAUACAGAAAAAAAAUAAGAUUUCUAAUAUUUUGUAUCCAUGUUUAAUUUAUUGAUUAGAGGAAUAAUGACUGUUUAUUGACAUUGUGAUUAUUAUUAUUAGUAUAAGUAGUAUUAUGCACUGAGAAUAAGGCCCUUAUACCGGGUUUGUGUUUUAUUUAUUGGUUUCUCAGCAUGACAGGCACCUUUUUUGUCUUUUCCGUUUCGGUGAUCAGCCUUAAUUUCUAAUACGAUAGUUGAGCACAACAGCGGUCUCAGGGGAAGAAGCAUGUCGAGUGAAUGAGUGUGCGUUUGUGGUGAAGAGAGUGUGUGUGUGUCUGACUAACUGUGGAUGUAUGUGACCCAUGGUUUUGUCUCUUAUUGUAUAUAAUCCCUGCCGUCAGGAUACACCAGGCUUCUAACUAAAGGAAAAAAAUGUCCAUAUGCCAUCUCCUCAACCUUCUUCAGUGUAACAAGGUAUUUCUGUCAGCUGCUUGAAUGUGGAGACAAUCGUGAUCUGGUUUACAGUCACAUCGUUGUUUUGGAUCACACGGUAGCAGGACUCGGUGUGUCGUUUAAUUCUCUACAUUGAUCUGGCAACGUUUUUGUGCCAUCCGAUUGACGACGAUACGAUCCAUCCUGCUGUUCGUCAUAACUGAACAGGGACAUGUCUGUUAUGAACGUCAUGAUGUAACCGUAGAGUAGGAUUUUAUUUUCUUUAGCUGAUUUUAGAGAAGGUUCAUAAAUAAAUGCCACUUUAAUGUAGAUGAAGCUCAGUUUAGUGUUUUUACUUUGGAACUUGUAUUUGCAUUCAAUUAUCCGUCAAGCAAUUGAUUCUUUAUGUUUAUUAUAUUAACAUAUCAAUAUAACACUCCUGGUAUAGCAGGAAAUUAGUAAAACAUAAUGUUGGAUUGCGGCUGCUCCAGCAAUCCUGGCAGUUCUGAAGCUUGUGAUGUAGUUAUAUUAAGAGAAAAACAUUCAAAUAAAUCUUUGUACAUAAAUGAAUGUUUCCCUAUGUAAAUGUAAACUAAAAAAAAAACACAAAUGACAUAUUAAACAGAUAUACAUUUUGUAGUUAUUGUUAUUACACUGUUGAUGUUAUGGCACGUGUAUGAGCUCUUAUCAACAUUAAAACCAAGAAAAGUCAUUGCCAUAAUAUUGUUGUGUUUCUUUCUUUUCCG